AAGUCCUUCUUGAUGAAGCAGGGCGGGAUGCCACUGAUGCAUUUGAAGAUGUUGGACAUUCUGAAGAAGCCCUUGAAAUCCUAAAAGGGCUAGAAAUUGGCGAAUUAAAAGAUGUUAGUAAAUAA
This is a messenger RNA of Cetraspora pellucida, 125 nucleotides long. Lineage: Eukaryota; Fungi; Glomeromycota; Glomeromycetes; Diversisporales; Gigasporaceae. The record is from the annotation of a GenBank genome assembly.